Hyalella azteca is the source of this 1018-nucleotide messenger RNA. It is a transcript of the gene eIF3m, whose product is annotated as eukaryotic translation initiation factor 3 subunit M. Gene Ontology annotation, biological process: cytoplasmic translational initiation. Gene Ontology annotation, cellular component: eukaryotic translation initiation factor 3 complex. Lineage: Eukaryota; Metazoa; Arthropoda; Malacostraca; Amphipoda; Hyalellidae. The record is from RefSeq and is a predicted model, not a curated record.
GUUGAAGAACUUCGCCUUUACUUCAAUGAGAAAGGAGCUGAAAUUUCAGUGGAACGCUCAAGCAAAGGUCUAGAAGAUGAUCUGCACAAAAUCAUUGGAGUUUGUGAUGCCACUUUCAAUUCUGCUGAUGUCCAGGAACAUGAAGUUGAAUCAAGCCUUAACUCAAUUGUUUCUGUUCUCAUGGUGAUGCCAGUGAGUGAGAAGACAGAGUCACUGAUUGUUGCGUUCUGCGAGAAGCUCUCUAAGGCACCGCAGAGCAGGAAUCUUGGCACUGUGGCACUUAGAGUGUUGAAUGUUUUGUUUCAUGCAUUGCCAGAAAACCUGGGCAUGAGGUACCAUAUAUACUACACCAUGAUCCAGGUGUCCGGACAAAUAGGACAGGUGGCACUGGUAUUCCGUGGCGUAGACGACCUCAAGAACACUCUGAGGAGCGCUCACCCUCCUCCCUCCACGGAGCAGAUGCAGCAGCUACUGCGCCUUCUGCACCAGACGCUCCUUGCCAACAACAUGGGGUUGUCUGAGAGUUACCCUGUGCGAUUCUUGGAGGGGGAAAGAAUCCACGACUUGUUGACCAUCUUUGUGGGUGAGAAGCUGCCUGGCUACCUCCAGUUCUACAGCAGCUACAAGGAGUACAUCUCAUCCAUUGGUCUGGACCACGAAGCCAACAUCCGCAAGAUGCGCCUGCUGACGUUCCUGCAGCUCGCCGAGGAGACGCCUGAGAUGACCUUCGCCUAUUUGCAGGCGCAGCUUCAGCUCAAGCCUGAGCAGGUCGAGCCUUUCAUCAUUGAAGCCCUGAAGACGAAACUUGUCGUGGCGCGUAUGGACCAAAGCCAGAAGAAGGUGAACGUAACGACGGUCGCGCAACGUACGUUCGGCCGCGCACAGUGGGAGAGUCUCAGGGACACGAUAUUGACGUGGAAAUCCAACUUGGCUGUGGUCAAAGAGAGCAUGAGGACCAUCAUGACCGCACAAAUCCCAUGAGCGCUGUGGUCUUAGUGAUAAAUCUAUGGUACUGAUC